AUGUUGAGAUAUCCUCCUCCCUCAGACCAUUGCCGGCUCUGUGUAAAAAGCUGCAAUGAUUAUCAGCGCAGCCUCUAUGAUGAGACGGGUCAAGCUAACGCAAAUCAUAAUCUUGUGGGCAAAUAUGUUACCAACGCAAUGUUGAAUAUGGAAUGGGAGAAGCGACUUCAAUACAUCUGUGGAAAAUGUUGGCAGCAUAUCUGGGAGUUCCAUCAAUUCCAGGAGUCCAUUAUUAAGGCGCAAAAGGGCCAACACUUGAAUAAGCAAGCGGCAAAAGAAGCUGGGGAUAUUGUUAAGGUUAAAUCGGAGAUGAAUAUAAAGGAUGAACAACUGGAGUGGCAGAAUGCCCAGGAAAUUAGCGCUAGCAUUGAAGAUUUAACGAAACCUGCAGCCCUCAGCUAUGAUAUAAAAACUGAAGAGCCUUUGCAUCUCAACAGUGAUUAUGAAGACACUAUGACGCCUCAAGGCCUGGAGCAGUUAACGGAUGAAGAGAUGUCUCUGGUGUCCCACAUGUCCAAUAGAACAGACAAAGAAUCCAAUGAAGAAUGUAUGCCCUCAGCGUCUUUGGGCCAGACCAACCUUAAGUUUUCAUAUAAAACAUUUCCUGCAGCUAAAAAGUCUGUAGAGGAGUUUGAUCAGCUGGUAGCUUUGUGGCGUUCCUCUUUGGAAUGUGAAAUUUGCCAUCAGCUGGUGGUCAGCUAUUCUCAGUUGAAAGAACAUUUUAGCAAAAACCAUGCUUUAGAAGGUUGCUACCUAAUGUGUUGCCAACUGAGGCUGGAUAGUCGCUACGAUAUUGAGCAACACGUACACUAUCAUAAUGCCCCGCAGCAGCUUAAAUGUGAGGUGUGUUGCAAGGUUUACCGAUUGGAGUCAUAUUUGAAAAUUCACAUUAGGAAAUUCCACACCAGCAAGGGAGGAGCUAAAAAUGCUAAUGGCAACAAGAAGUUGGAAGCGAAAUAUCGUUGCAGCAAGUGUUUAAAGGGCUUUGCAACCAAAACACGCUUAAACAAACACAAUUGUGAUGUCCAUAAACCCAAGAUUUUUGAAUGUAACAUUUGUGAAAAAUCCUGUUCGCAUCCCAAUGCACUGCGAGAGCAUUUGGCUUCACACACAAGGAACAAGACGCACGCCUGCUCCAUUUGCCAAGAGACAUUUACCAGCCGAGCUUAUUACCGUAGGCAUAUGAGAAAAUAUCAUCUCCAGGAAUGGAAUAAGAUACAAAAUAAAACAGCCCAAGAAGAGACUCUGGAUGGAUACGAAGAAUCUUUAGCGAAGCGGGCGUCCAGAAUUUCUGAAACCGUGCAGCCGAAGACAACUGCUGUAACCAACACAACGCCAGCUGGUGAUGCCUUUAAUAUGCUGGGCAACGAAGCAAAAGAAGAAGAAAAAUAUUCCUUGAUGAAGAAGAUGGAGGAAAGAGAGUUGAAAGAUGAGAAUUCUACAGGGAUUUAUGCCAGCACCGAAGAAUUUUCAGCUGAUGCAAAUACCUUGGGAAUUGAAAUGGAUGAAGAUGACUUGCCACCAGUAUCUGAAGAUGCCACAUGCAAAAGUGAAGAAUUCAUAACAUCCGAAGAAGAAUUUAUUGAGCUAUAA
Stomoxys calcitrans (stable fly) is the source of this 1593-nucleotide messenger RNA. Its product is annotated as transcription factor grauzone-like. The transcript is spliced from 3 exons. The coding region runs from base 1 to 1593 and encodes 530 amino acids. The record is from RefSeq and is a predicted model, not a curated record. Gene Ontology annotation, molecular function: RNA polymerase II transcription regulatory region sequence-specific DNA binding; zinc ion binding; DNA-binding transcription factor activity, RNA polymerase II-specific. NCBI's taxonomy places the organism in Eukaryota, Metazoa, Arthropoda, Insecta, Diptera, Muscidae. Gene Ontology annotation, cellular component: nucleus. Gene Ontology annotation, biological process: regulation of transcription by RNA polymerase II.